UUUACAGUAUGUGCUGUUAUUCUUAUUUUUGAGAUCUUUUCCAGUUACUGAGGGAGGCACAUAUAAGUAUUCGAUCUCGUUUUAUUUUUUUCUUUCCAUUUGCUGCCUGGCCUCCAGGGAAGGGGGCGGAUAUUCCGCAUCUCCAUCCUCCACCCCGCCCGCCUCUGCACUGGAGGAAGAGAGCAGCAGGAGAACCGCAGACCGACCGACAGGGCGGGAGGAGGUGACGAAGAGAGCCGGACAGUGAGGGGCGAUGGCUGCCGGUGCAGGAUGCGGGGAGUCGGUUGAUCAGUACCGAGCCGAGGUGGAACGGCUCGCCCAGGAGCUGAGCGAAGCGAACAGGGAGAAGAUCCGUGCUGCAGAGUGCGGGCUGGUGGUCCUGGAGGAGAACCAGGCGCUGAAGCACAAGUGUGCAGAACUGGAGAGCGAACAGGAAGCUCUGAGGAAGGAGUUGGAACAAUUACAGGAGGCGUUUGGCCAAGCAUACAGCAACCAGCGUAAGGUGGCCGAGGACGGUGAGAGCAAUGAGGAGACGUUGCUGCGGGAGUCUGCCUCCAAGGAGGCAUACUACAUGGCUCGUAUGUUGGAGCUGCAGACGGAGCUGACCUUGAGUCGUUCUGUGGCUUCCAAUGCACAGUCAGAGAAUGAGAGGCUCAACAUCCUCGGGCAGGAGCUGCGAGAGAGUAAUGAGAUGCUGGAGCUCCAGAGGAGCAGGAUGCGGGAGGAGAUCAAGGAGUAUAAGUUCCGAGAAACCCGGCUGCUACAAGAUUACACGGAGCUAGAGGAAGAGAACAUCACCUUGCAGAAACUGGUCUCUACGCUCAAGCAGAGCCAGGUGGAGUAUGAGGGCCUCAAACAUGAGAUUAAAGUGCUGGAGGAGGAGACUGUUCUUCUGAACAGCCAGCUUGAAGACGCCUUACGUCUGAAAGAAAUCUCUGCGGGACAGUUGGAGGAGGCCCUGGAUGCCCUCAAGAGUGAGCGUGAGCAGAAGAAUAAUCUAAGAAAGGAGCUGGCCCACCACCUCAGCCUGAGCGACAGCGUCUACGGAGCAGGCGCCCAUAUUGCCCUCACUGUCACCGGUGUCGAAGGCCUCAAUUUCCCAGAGGAGUCCAACGGGAGCGGCGGCGCCAACAGCAGCAGCAGCAACAGCGCCAUUCCUACUGCCAACGGCAACAAUGACGACUGCAAUCGGCACAACGGCCACCUCCACGCAGGUGCCGUGUUGACAAAAAUGAACGGAGACUACCGGCCUGGACGAAAAAGCGAAGGUCUGCACCCGGUGCCGGAUCUGUUUAGUGAGCUUAACCUGUCUGAGAUGCAGAAGCUCAAACAGCAGCUGAUACAGGUGGAGCGUGAGAAAGCAGCACUGCUCAUGAACCUGCAGGAGUCGCAGACCCAGCUGCAGCACUCACAAGGCGCCCUGACGGAGCAGAGCGAGCGCGUCCAUCGCCUCACGGAGCGCGUCAACGCCAUGAAGCAGCUCACCGGGGGCAAAGAGCUGGAUGACUCCCAGGAGAGUGAGAAACCCGCGGGAGGCUCGCUGUCGCCGCAAGCGAAUGGUCAUCAUGGUGCGGACGUACAUGGGUUUGAGGUCCUGGAGUGCAAGUACAAGGUGGCAGUGACUGAAGUGAUCGACUUGAAGGCUGAGCUCAAGGCCUUAAAGGAGAAGUACAACCAGGCUGUGGAGGGGCAAGGAGGCGCUCACUGUGACGACAGAGUUCAAGCACUGAGCGAGCAGAUAACCCGUUUGGAAAGCAGCUGUCGCGAAGGCCGCGAGAGGAUGGCCAGUCUCGAGGCGGAACUACGAGCAGCCAGCAGCACUGCCACAGAGAGCCAGGGCAUGCUGAACACAGCGCAGGACGAGCUGGUGACCUUCAGUGAGGAGCUGGCACAGCUCUACCACCACGUGUGUCUGUGCAAUAAUGAGACACCCAACCGCGUCAUGCUCGACUAUUACCGCCAGAGCCGAGUCACACGCAGCGGCAGCUUAAAAGGCUCAGAAGACCCCCGAGCUUUGCUUUCACCUCGCCUGGCUCGACGCCUGGCCGCGGUCUCGGCGCUCUGCUCCUCUGAGGCGCCACGUAACCCCGUGGACUCCCCGUCCAAAGAAGCUCAUCACAGUGACGCAACCACCAACGCCGUGGACUCUCCAGCUCACCACAACAGCCCCACCCGCAACCCCAUCAUCUCCACUGUUGCCAGCGUGUCUCCUUGCCCGUCACCGGUGCCCUCUGAGGCUGGGGGAGACCUGCGUAAGGAGCCCAUGAACAUCUACAACCUGAACGCCAUCAUCAGAGACCAGAUCAAGCAUCUGCAGAGAGCUGUUGACCGCUCACUGCUGCUGUCCAGGCAGAGGGCUGCAGCUAGAGAGCUGGCACCCAUACUUGAUAAGGACAAGGAGUCAUGUUUGGAGGAACUCCUCAAGCUCAAGUCCCUGCUCAGUACCAAGAGGGAGCAGAUAGCCACACUCAGGCUGGUUCUGAAGGCCAACAAACAGACAGCUGAGGUGGCGCUGGCUAAUCUGAAGAGCAAGUACGAGAACGAAAAGGCCAUGGUGACGGAGACGAUGAUGAAGCUGAGAAACGAGCUGAAGGCUCUCAAAGAAGACGCUGCCACCUUCUCCUCUCUCAGGGCCAUGUUUGCCACAAGAUGUGACGAGUACGUUACCCAGCUGGAUGAGAUGCAGAGGCAACUGGCUGCAGCAGAGGACGAGAAGAAGACGUUGAACUCCCUCCUCCGCAUGGCUAUACAGCAGAAACUGGCUUUGACGCAACGCCUGGAAGACCUGGAGUUUGACCACGAGCAGAUCCAUCGAGGCCGCGGCGCUAAGGUGCCCAAGAUAAAGACCAGCCCUCCCAAAAUCGUCAGCAGCCUGCUUCCUCAGUAUCGUCAUUCUACCCACAACUAAGGCGAGGGAGAGCCUCCCUAAGCCGCAGUCCUAGAUUUAGGUCGGGCUUCCUGGAACACAAAGCAGUUCUGUCCAGCAGUCGAAUCCCUCUCUCCCCUUGUGACCUUCGGAACUGCCUGGCCCUUCGACCCCAGCACCCAGGCACCUAACCCAGGCCCAGUUGGAAGUCGUGUAACCACUCCACCACCUUGUGGCCCGAGGAAGAUCUCACUGGACUCCAUGACCCACAAAGUGCAAACGAAAAACUUUGUGACAAAUGACUAGGCUACUUCCCCUGUUUGUAUUUAUUAGGACUAAUCAAUAAUGGUGAGUAUUUAUUUAUUGGAUAUUUAUUACAGUAUUACUUUUUUUCCUGUUGGCUGCUCGCUCCUUGACUGUACCACAGUAAAAGACAGUAUUUAAAGGUUGGUUUUAUCAGUCAAAAACUUACUUUCAACAUUUUCGAAUCUUUGACAUUGCCAUCCAAGUAGUAGAAUGGGCUAUAAUAGAAGAAUUUCUUGUAUUGGAUUGAAAGGAACUUCCUAACCUCACUAGUUUUCUUUGGAUGCUUGUGCUUUUAUAUAUAUAUAUAUAAAUAUUUUUUGCAAAUAAUUACUUUUUUUUAUAACUUAUUUUCUUCUUUUAAAUUUUAGAGCAGACUUCAAAGAUGUUAGUUGAUGAAAUGCAGAGGCAGAUGCUUGAUAUCAGGCUACUAGCCUACGUUUUAUUGAUUAUUUUUAUUUAUUUGGAGUUGCACAGGGUCAAGUGACCACGUAGGGACCAGUUAGUUGUAAUCAAUGUAGUAUUCUUUAAAGCAGGGGGCGGGAACCUUUUAGGCCAAGAAAGCCGCAUACUUUAAAAUGUAUUUCCGUGGGGCCAUAUCAUAUUUUUUAACACUGACUACAACUAAAUGUGUGCAUUUUAGAAUAUAAUGAGUCACUGAAUUUAUUCUUAUUAAUAACGUUGUUAUACUGAAGCUAACCAACAACGCUUCUUACCAUUAAUGCGACUUCUGGUGCUGCAUGGUUUGACACGGUACUCCUCGUCUGUCUUUCUUUUCGGCAUUUUCUUUGUCAAAAGGGUUCGCCCUGCAGAGUUAGCUACUUCACUAUUCGAUUAAAGGAGGGAAGUUGACCUCUCAGGCUACCACAUUAUCCACCAGUAGCCCGGAAAACAUUGGAAGGACAGCUGGCAUUGCGGUAUAAAAUGGAUGGAUGGAUGAAAAUGCAUGAGAUUGUUUUACGUUUUGAAAGUUAUUUUUGACACUGCGAUUUCUGUGGUGUUUUACUUGAAAGUGUCAGCAGAAAUAAAGACCAUUUUAUCGUGUUAAGAAAUGUCUGAGAGCCAGAUGCAGUCAUCAAAAGAGCCAUAUCGUAGGUUCCCUACCCCUGCUUUAAAGGUUAGUGUUAUAUUGGAAGCAUGUCAUGUAUUUUCUUUCCAAGUUCUUCCACUCUUACAGGCUUUACUCGGGUUGGAAAGAAUUCUGGAAAAUAUGAGAAACUUUCUAUGAUAAUGUUGGAGUUGUUGGCCACUUUCCAUGGGAGUUUUUAAUUUGGUUGUAUUAACAUUUUCAGGCAAUUUAUACAAACUGUGUUUUAUAAAAACAUUUUUUUACAUAAAAUAUACAAAUUAAUUUUCAAUUCAUUAGUAUUCCAAUUUUUUUAAUGCAAGAUAUAAAAAAAAAUACGUGGAUUAUCUGAAAUUUAAAAAAAUAUAUAUAUGCAAAAGUUUGUAAAUCUAAAUUUUCGGAGAUUAAAAAAAGCUCACAAAAUGUGGAAAUAUGUUUCACAAAAGUCCACCCCUAACAUUCGGCUAUACCGUACAUUAGAGCUAUAAGUCAGUGUCCAGCUUGCACAGCAGUAUAGAUUUACUGUCCACUGAAAAUAAGUCAACACACGGCCAUUAUUGCCUAACUAGCUGGCAACACAAGUACGGUGAACAUGUCCACAUUGUGUCCAAAUAUUUUGUGUAGGCACCACUGUUAUCUAGCACUGCCUUGAUCGUCUUGGGCAUGGAAUUCACCAGAGUCCUCAUUGACUCUUUCAUGAUGACAUCGCGGAGCUGGUGGAUGUUAGACACCUGGGUGCUCAAAUGGUCUGGAGGAGACAAAACUUGGCCACUCCAUCAGCUUCACCCUCAGCUUCCUCAGGGGGAGGGGAUCACGCUCUGCUUCGCAAUGUCACAGUACAUGAUGGAAUUCGUGUUUCCCUCAACGAACAGCAGCUCCUCAGUGCCCGCAGCACUCAUGCGGCCCCAGAUCAUGACGCCACCACCUCCAUGUUUGACUGUGGGCAAGACGCAGUUAUCUUGCUGCUCACUUGCGUUGGCUGCAAUUUUGACAAUAAUGACUGUGUUGAGUCAUUUUGAGUGGCUAGUAACUCUAUUGGGCAAACUGCGGCCCGCAGGCCACAUCAGGACUGCCAAGCGUCUUAAUCCGGCCCACUGAGCGUUUCCAAAUUCCUUUCCUUUUAAGCCUUUAACAUGGAAACUGUAGCUGGCAGCAUGACUUGCAGUGCUAUUGUGGCACGUUUGAGUCGCCAAAAUAGUCAGAUUCAAUCUGUGGCUUGUACACAAACGCCAUCCACAAAGUAACCUACCUUCUGCACCGUGUGGGCGUACAAACAAAUAUCUACACACAAUACCCAUGCCCAAAAAACACACAUAUAGUCCCGCCGCAAGGCAUGCUGGGUAGCUCGUGGUACUCUUUAUCGCAACAUUUUGCUAUGCUUGUCGCAUUUUUGCUUGAUUGCAAAAUAUGUUGAGGAGGUCAUUGGAGAAGUAAACAAGGAGGAGUUAACAUGCUCUUCAUAUCCGACGUUUUAUUGUUCAUAGUUCGUAUUGUUGUUGCAGCUGGACGGCCCAGCAUGCCUUGCGGGCAUUUGGAACUAGCAGUUUUAAGUUACGGGUUAUGUUUAGCCCUUAGUUGUUGUUCAUCACAGUAGUUGAUUUAUGCGACGUGUUAACUUGGUGUAGCUGUGUUGUGUUUUCGUAUCGUUGCGCCGCAAGCGAGUAUGUCGUUCUGUUUGAUUCUACCCAAUAUAGAUGACCCAUGCAAAUUUUUUAACCCAAUGUGGGCCUGAAAGUCAAAACGUUUGUAUAUCCAAGUUUCUACAGUAUUGUCCCUCUAGAACAUAUUGUACUCACUUUUGCGUAUAAACAAGUUCAUGUUGAAUGCAACAUAUGGAAAACACACAGUCAAGUUAUAUUAUUGAUUGCUGACUGGGUGUAAUCUGUAGGUUUCAGUAGUACAGUAGUAAGCUGGGUGCCUCCUGGGUACGGGGUAGAAAUUCAACUGGAACUAAAAGUGGUUGUUUGAACCAUGAAUAUGCUCCCAAAUAUAACAUUUACCCUGCACGUUUGCAAAUCCCCCGUUUAUUCUUCCGUUUAUUCACGUAGAAUGUUUCCGACUUCCAGAAUUUUUCAGCCCGAGUUUAACCCAUAUCGUAUCGUCCACAUGAAACUCUGACCAUAUGCUUCCUCCGCAGUGUAUGCAGUACUGUCCAAGCACAAUUAUGCAAUAUGCAUCACAGCAAUUAUACGGCAUCAACUGAUGCGCUUAAACCUUCACCGACUUCAUGAGGAAACUAUCAAGGAAGUUUUAUUUAUAUAGCUCCAACUCCCAGCAGACCUUAUCUCAAGGCACUUUACACCUGCAGCAGGUCUAGGACCAGGUCUCGGACCACACUCCUAAUGCGUUAAAGAUCCAAUGACAAUCCCACUCAAAACGCCAUCGCCGGUCAAGUGUUUUAAAAACACAUUUCUCAAUGGGUUGUUUUGUUUGUCUGUGUGAAUUUGUGGUCCAAAUGUAUUAUUAUUAUUAUCAUGCAGGCUCGCAGGUGACCAACCUACCGUUGCCUGUUUGCACAAUAAAGCGGCAUAGAAGGCAGAUAAUGUUUUUAGCGCAAGAACAGUUGUACGCUGAGGUGCAACUGGAUUUCCAGUUUGUCCUCCUUUUAAAACUGCAUUUUAAUUGGUUUCACAAUUAAACAACAGAUUGUCUUUGGAAAGAUUUGUGUGGUGUCCUAUUAUUUGCAUUUGACAGAAAUGUAAUUAUUCUUCCUUGACGAAAACAAUAGUGGUGACUUUUGAUUGACACGUGUAGUUUGCAGUAGUGCUUCUAAUAUUUUAUUACUUUACAAAAAAAAUGUUAUCCUUUUUCGUGAAACAAGCAAAACGGGGUGUCUAGCUGAUAUAAGAAGCAGAGUUUUAACCUGCGUUACCUGUAGGUGUGGUCGUGUGGUUCUCCUGCCGUCCUGUAGGUGGCGGUAAUGUACACUACAAAGGAGUUGACAACUGCCAACGAACUAAAGAAGUCAUGUUCAGAAGUAUUUUCUGGUCUGCUAUCAAAGCUCACAUUAAAAUAAAUUC
Dunckerocampus dactyliophorus (ringed pipefish) is the source of this 7255-nucleotide messenger RNA. It is a transcript of the gene bicd1a, whose product is annotated as bicaudal D homolog 1a. Gene Ontology annotation, biological process: positive regulation of receptor-mediated endocytosis; regulation of microtubule cytoskeleton organization; microtubule anchoring at microtubule organizing center. The record is from RefSeq and is a predicted model, not a curated record. Gene Ontology annotation, cellular component: cytosol; Golgi apparatus. Bases 254 to 2908 code for a protein of 884 amino acids. Gene Ontology annotation, molecular function: dynactin binding; cytoskeletal adaptor activity; dynein intermediate chain binding. The transcript has 10 exons. NCBI's taxonomy places the organism in Eukaryota, Metazoa, Chordata, Actinopteri, Syngnathiformes, Syngnathidae.